Messenger RNA from Rotaria socialis, 2262 nucleotides. NCBI's taxonomy places the organism in Eukaryota, Metazoa, Rotifera, Eurotatoria, Philodinida, Philodinidae. The record is from the annotation of a GenBank genome assembly.
AUGUCUUCUUCGGCGUCUCGUCGUUCCUCCACGUCAGUUUCAAAUUCAAAAGCAUCGAAAGCUCAACAAAAUUCUAUUCAGCUUCUUCAAGCAGAGAACGAAUCUCUUCGUCGAGAAAUAAUUGCUUUGCAAAAAAUAUUCUCAAUACCAGUUGACGAAAAUCAUCGUUACACACAUUUUCGUUAUCAAAUUUAUUCUCUUGAAAAACAAGUUUCUUUACUAACGCGUUUACUCGAUUGUAAAAGAGAAGCUGUAGCAACAUGUGAAACAAUUCUUUUGGAACUAAAUCAAUUUCUACAGGAUUUUAAAGGUAAAAUCACUCGUAAGGAACAUAUCGAUGAACUACUCAUACAGACAUGGAUUGAUCGAAUCGAGAGUAAUCGAAAAAAAUCUUUUAAAUCGAUGCAGGAUCAUACAAGUCUAUCAGAUAGUGAUACUCUCUAUGCACCUAAUAGCGCAAAAUUUAUUCAUCAGGAGCCAAUUCAUCUUCUUGAUAUAUGUUCCGGAAAAAUCGAACAUCUUAAUUUAAAGAAUAUUGCCAAUUUAGAAAGUUCAUUGCAUAAUCUUCAUGCUGAUCUUCGUUCAUUUCAAAAUGAAUUACUCGAUCAAACAAAUCAUAAAAUUUUUCCUGAUCUUGACCACAAUUUAGUAAAACGUUCAAAAGAAUUAUCAAAUAAAAUAAAUAUUACAACCAAUGAACUAUUUUAUUUAUCAAUACUUGUUCCAACUAGACAUCAGAAAUGUUCUUUUGCUCCUGAACAAAUCACAACUGAUCUAAUUUGUCAACGAAUCAAUUCUCAAUUUCGUUUAUCACCAAAUAUUAAACUUGUUUUACAAUCCAUGAUUGACUCACUUAUAUGUUCAUAUAAUCAUGAAUUACAUUUAUUAAAAUUAGAAUCAAAUAUAAAAACUAAACAGCUGUCAUUUUAUCGUCAUUCAUUAGCUAAUAUUCAUUCUCAAUAUAUACAAAAUUUAAUUGAAAUUCUAUCAACUGGACAACAAUCAUUUAAUAGACAAAUACAAACACAUCUUUAUGAACCAUUGGUAAAUGUAAUAAAAGAUUUUAAUCGUAUGAAUAAUGAAAAAACAGAUGAAUCAUUAAAAUCAUUUUUAUUUACCUUUAAAAUUCAUAUCGAUCAAUUCAAUGAAGUUGUUCAUGAUCUUUACCAACAAAUUACUGAUGGCUCAAAAGCUGUUAAUCAAUUGUUUAUUGAAACAAAUGAAAAAAUGUGGAGUGAUAUUGAAAAACAACAAAAAAAAUUACUUGAUGAUAUAUCAUUAGUGAAAACAGAACAAAUUUUUACUGAUGACCAUUCAUUUGACAAACUUUCACAAUAUUUUUCUAAUCGUCUUGUUUGUCCAUUGGUUGACACAGUACUUGAUCGAUUUUGUUUACAAAUACUACCUCAAAUACAUCAUAAAAUCAAUUGGCUUAAUGCUGAAUCAUCAUCUAUGGAACGUAUUCUUCUUGCUGCUGAUUAUCAUAAUUUACGCAAUCUAGGUCUUUACAAUGUUGACGAGAAGACUGCUGAACGUGUUUUCGCAGAUGAAUCUCCUUUAUUACAUAUAUUCAACAACAAAAAAAUCCAAUCACUUGUUAUUACAAUGAUUGGUAAUAAAACGAAAACAUCAGCCAGUGAUUUUGUAACAUCGAUCUUUACCGUUGUGUUAAGUGUGUUCAACAAUCUGCUUUAUUUAAAUUGUAAUCCAUUUGCGGAAUCGCAUUUGCGACGAUUAUCGUUUGGUGAGAAAACUCCAACAUUUUUCUCGUUAACUUUGCUGGAGUUAUCUUACGGUCAACCAAGUCAUUUCUAUUCAUAUCCGUAUACAUUGAGAUAUUAUCAUAAUGUUACAAAUAGCUUUUCAAGUGGAUUAUUCAAAUGUGUUCGUGAAGGAUCAUUAUUUGAUGAUCGUUCUUUCGAACACGAAAUUUUUGUGCGAAUUGCUCAAGCAUUUCCACUGUUGGAAAAAUUAUCUAUGAUUAAUCGAACGCCUCAAAAUCGAAACACAAAGAACAAGAAUGAACCUUUAUUGAUCAUAGAAUAUCAUCAUCUACUUGAAUUAGAUUUUCUUAAUGUUAAUGAUGAUUACCUCGAACAAUUCCUGAUUAAGACUAAAACGUACUCACCUAAUAAUGUUUGCCUUUAUGCUAAUUAUGAAUCUUUGAAAAGAGUGACAAACUGUUUUAGAAGAGUUGCAACCCGAGCCAAUGCUGCCAAAAUAAAUUCUUUGCGUACUUACGGUCAAUUUCAAUUAUUUUAA